Molecule: messenger RNA, 679 nt
Organism: Culex pipiens pallens (northern house mosquito)
Lineage: Eukaryota; Metazoa; Arthropoda; Insecta; Diptera; Culicidae
Gene: Alr
Product: FAD-linked sulfhydryl oxidase ALR
Exons: 2
Coding region: 46-585 (179 amino acids)
Cellular component (GO): mitochondrion
Molecular function (GO): flavin-dependent sulfhydryl oxidase activity; flavin adenine dinucleotide binding
Source: RefSeq, a predicted model, not a curated record
CUUGCCGGCUCUCGCGUAGUUUAUCAAAAUUCUCUGUUAAAAAGCAUGCCCGCCGAGGCCGCUCAGCCCGCCGCGAAGGAACCGGCACCGUGUCGAACCUGUACCGACUUUAAAUCCUGGUCCAAACAGCAACGAAAGGCACUUUCAACCAGCAGCAGCAGCACGACGACGACGCCACCCCCCUCGGAAGUAAGUGCUAAAAAACCUGCUGCGGUGACCACGAACACCGGUGACCAGCUGCCCAAACACUGCCCCCUGGACAAGGAACGGCUCGGACGGCACACGUGGGGCCUGCUGCACACGAUGGCCGCGUACUUUCCGGACCAACCCACGGCCGAGGAGCAGAGCAACGUGAGGCAGUUCUUCAACGCAUUUUCCAAGGUCUACCCGUGCGAGUAUUGCGCCAAAGAUUUCCAGCAAGAACUGAAAACCGACCCACCGGAAACGACCUCGCAGCACAGUUUAUCGCAGUGGCUCUGCCGGAUGCACAAUCGGGUCAACCAGAAGAUUGGUAAACCGGCCUUCGACUGCUCCCGGGUUAACGAACGGUGGCGGGAUGGGCCCGCGGACGGGUCGUGUGAUUGAUGGGAAAGGGGAAGAAUAUAUUAAAUAAAUAAAUAUUUGUGUAAUGCGCUUUAAGCGUGCUGGUAUUUGAAAUACAAUCAAUUUAUUUAGUCUA